Corticium candelabrum is the source of this 1258-nucleotide messenger RNA. RefSeq names its product N-acetylneuraminate lyase B-like. Gene Ontology annotation, biological process: N-acetylneuraminate catabolic process. The record is from RefSeq and is a predicted model, not a curated record. NCBI's taxonomy places the organism in Eukaryota, Metazoa, Porifera, Homoscleromorpha, Homosclerophorida, Plakinidae. The transcript is spliced from 13 exons. Gene Ontology annotation, molecular function: N-acetylneuraminate lyase activity. The coding region runs from base 144 to 1160 and encodes 338 amino acids.
ACUUUUCGACUUCCAAGUCCCGGAUAAUCUGUAGUGGCUUGAUGUUCGUUAUAGAUCUACGGAGCUUCUGGAUGACAAACCGCUCGCUUUUUGCUAGUCAACGCAUGAGAUAUAAUAUUUGCUGCACAGCAAAAUUGGUCUAGAUGUCGACGAGGUCGCUCAACAUGGACAACGGACCACCGAGGAAAAAGACAACACUAGCAGGCACUCCAACAGUGGAUUUCCAGGAGGAGCUGAUCAAGGUGAGACUGGAAGGUCUCCACAUGAAGGGCAUAAUAAUGGCAGUGUUUUCUCCAUUUAAAGAUGAUGGUGAGUUGAAUUUAUCAAUUAUUGAUGAUUAUGCCAACUAUCUUAUAAGGGAAGGUGCAGCUGGUGUUUUUGUUGGUGGUUCAACAGGCGAGGGUGUCAAACUGUCUGUUGCCGAGAGAAAGUCAUUAUUGGAAAAGUGGGUUGAAGUUGUUGAUAAACGGUUAAAGGUUAUUGUUCAUAUUGGGUCAGAAAGUCUUUGUGAUUGCAAAGAGUUGGCCAGACAUGCUGAAUCUUGUAACGUUGAUGCUGUUGCGGUCAUGCCUCCGUCAUAUUUCAAACCUGCUUCUGCCGAGAAUUUGUUGCUGUACUUGAGAGAGCUUUCCUUACAUGCACCAGAUACACGACUCUACUACUACUCAUUGAAUGAUCAAUGGAGUUUGGAAGAUUUCCUGAAACUUGCUGAUAAGCAGCUGCCAACUUUUUGUGGCAUCAAAUACUCUGAUAUGUGCUUGUACAAAUUUUCAAAUAUUUUACGGUACUCUGAUGAGAAGUAUGAUGUGAUGUACGGCGUUGAUCAGCAACUGCUUGGUGGAUUGGCAAUGGGUGCUAAGGUGUGUGUUGGAAGCACUUACAACUACAUGCCUAGGCUCACACUGAGAAUGAUGAAAGCUUUUGAAAUUGGUGAUAUUGAAACGUCAAGAAAAGAACAGUAUCGGUCACAUGCUGUCAUUGACAUUGUCAUAAGAUAUGCUAAACCACUUGGAGGUCUUGCUGGUACAGGAAAAGCUGUCAUGAAAUUUAUUGGUAUAGAUUUAGGUCCACCUCGACCUCCAGAGAUGAAAGUUGCUGCUGAUGCAGAGAGAGAAUUGCAACAAGAGCUCAAAGGGAUUGGUUUCUUUGACUGGAAUUAAGAUGUGAAGAUGUCUAUAGACUGUAGUUAUAGAAACAUGUUGAUAGUCUGUGAUAUGGAAUACAGUGUACUAUUCUCGCUACAGCGGUCAUGCGCAUG